AAUGCACUCUCCUCCUUCUCCAUUAGCCAACUAUCAACGACUUCCCUCUUCGAGAAAAUGAAUCGGAACCUAAGAAACGCCAUUGUUGCAUUCCUUGCUCCACUUCCUUCUAUUGUCUUCUACCUUUUCUUUCUCCGUAAUUACUCUUCAACCUCCGACUCCGAGCUCUCCUACAUUCAUUCAUGGUGUUUGAGUCACCCGCUUCUACUUGCAAACCUUCUCUUCUUCUUUAACGUCAAUGUGCUCUUCUGGGUCAUCGGUUUACUCCAAUCCAGCCACUGGAUGAUCGAUGUGUAUUGGACUGUGAUACCCGUAAUGCUGGUUCACUACUUCGCAUUGCAUCCAUCGGGACAUUACAAUAAGUGGAGAUCCAUGAUUGUCAUCACUCUGACAUGGAUUUGGAGUAUCAGGUUGACUCAUAACUACUUCCGGCGGGAAAACUGGGAAUGGGGAGCCAGAGAAGACUGGAGGUUCAAUGACUUGAGGAAACAGUACGGGAAACACUGGUGGUGGCUCUCCUUCUUCUCCGUCUACGUCUCGCAGCAGAUCUUUCUCAUAGGGAUAUGUCUGCCUUUAUAUAUCAUCCAUUCCAUUGAUGCGCCACUAAACAUCUGGGACUUGGUUUCCUCGGCUAUAUGUCUGACGGGCAUUGUCAUGGCCUACUACGCAGACACACAACUCCACGAGUUUGUGACUGGAAACCAAAAACUCAAGGAGCAAGGGAAGCCCAAAAUCCCCAAUCUCGACACGGGUCUGUGGCAUUACUCUAGACAUCCUAAUUACUUGGGAGAACAGUUGUGGUGGUGGGGACUUGUCAUAUUCGCUUGGAACCUUGGUCAAGGAUGGACUUUGAUUGGUUCAUUGGUCAAUACUCUAUGUCUGGUCUAUGUAACCAUUCUUGUUGAACGUCGGAUGGUGAAACAAGAAUACAGAGCUGAAGCUUACAGAGCGUAUCAAAAGACAACCUCGGUUUGGAUUCCAUGGUUCAAAUCUCAUCCUGCUGUUGCUAAGGACAAGAACACCUGAAGACGCUGUAUAUUAGUUUGUUUUUAAUAAGGUCUCUAGAGAUCCUCUAAUCGUGUGUAUUAUUGGCAUUGUUUGGUUUGUUCCUGUCAUUAUUAUGUUUCCUACCUUGAGAUGCUUCGUUUUGUCUAUGAAAAAAUUUCAAAAAAUAAUUAUAUCUUUAAGUAGUUAUGUAUGCAUAAAAUAAUUAUAUCAUUAUUAUGUUUUCAUGCGAAAACAUAAAAAGGC
Molecule: messenger RNA, 1251 nt
Organism: Thlaspi arvense
Lineage: Eukaryota; Viridiplantae; Streptophyta; Magnoliopsida; Brassicales; Brassicaceae
Source: the annotation of a GenBank genome assembly